Oxyura jamaicensis (ruddy duck) is the source of this 3145-nucleotide messenger RNA. Its product is annotated as prominin-1-A-like. The transcript has 25 exons. The record is from RefSeq and is a predicted model, not a curated record. Bases 437 to 2836 code for a protein of 799 amino acids. Gene Ontology annotation, molecular function: cholesterol binding. Gene Ontology annotation, cellular component: microvillus; apical plasma membrane; prominosome. Lineage: Eukaryota; Metazoa; Chordata; Aves; Anseriformes; Anatidae.
UCGUGCCUAAAUGGUGGACCCCAUCCUGAAGGGUGCUGGGGUGGAGUAGCCGGGGGGGCUGCCUCAGACCCCCAUGACCCACCUGGCUCUGGGGAGCUCUGAGCUUCUGGGCUGGGACAGGGGGAAGCAGUAGGUGGGAGAGAAGAGGUGAGGGGCUUCUCUUCUCCCCCGUGCUCACUGGGAACCCCCUCGGGUGGCUCAGUGCUGACCCUGGCCCCAGUACGCAGAGGCAGUCGGGGGUGGCCGGGUGCCAGGAGGUGGCCGGGCAGGGUGGGGCGAUGCCGGCAUCGCCGCCUUGGCUGGCAAACAGCUUUUCAGUAAUCACAGCUGAAACUUAAACAAACCAUAAAGCCCGGGCGCUGGCUCUGCGCAGCUGGUCCCUGCGGCGGGUGCGGGAAGGUGCCAGAGGAAGGGGCGCCCACCCGGAGCCACCGCCAUGGAGCUGGGGAACAUCUCGCAGCCCCUGUACGGCCCCGGCCCCGAGGCGCCGGGGAGCAGCACUCCUGGCCUCGUCAGCAUGGUGCACGGCUUCCUGCGGCUGGUGCAGCCCCACGGCCUGCCCAUCGAUCUGAUUGCAGAUUUGGUGCAGCCCCAGAGCAAGGAGGCGUCCGAGAAGCACGUGCAGGAGCUGCUGCACUACGAGCUGGGCUUCCUGGUCUGCGCGGCCAUCGGGCUCCUCUUCAUCGUCCUGGUGCCGCUGGUGGGAUGCUGCUUCUGCUGCUGCCGCUGCUGCGGGCACUGCGGGGGCCGCAUGUACCAGAAGCAGGGCCGGCGGAUGGGCUGCCGGCGCCGGGCGCUCUACGGCUCCGUGCUGCUGGUCUCUGCCCUCCUGCUGGCCGGCGAUGUCUGCGCCUUCAUCAGCAACACCCGCCUCUCCCAGGCCGUGAGCGGCACCUUCCCCAACUUCAACGCCACGGUGGACAACCUCAGCACCUACCUGGCCUCCAUCCCCCAGCAAGUGAAUUUUGUCAUCGACCGCAGCGACGUCCCGCUGGGCCGCACCAACACCAGCCUGCAGAACAUCGGGCCCAUCCUGGGCGGCAUGAUCGUCUCGGGCAUCAGGAGCAGCGUGGACGGGGCGCUGGGAUCCCUCCAGAGCCUUUUGGGAGCGAUGGAGACGCUGGCGGCCGCCUUCGGCACCAUCAACGGCACCCGCGGGCACCUCGAGGAGCUGCAGGGCAACUACAGCCAGCGGCUGGGCAACCUGCGGGGGCGCCUCGGGCAGACCCUGCAGCGCUGCGGGCAGCCCUGCGGCGGCGUCUCGCCGGAUGGCAUCGCCUUCAGGACCAACUACAGCACGAUCCCCAGUGUGGAGCAGCAGCUGGAGGCGCUGGGGGAGGUGUUGGGCUCCAGCCUCGCGGGUGAUUUGGAGAAGGUGAACAGCACGCUGGAGAAGACCCCCAAUGAGGUGCAGAAGCAGUCCCAGGAAGUGGUGACAAAGACCCAGGACCAGCUGGGCCUCAUCCAGGAGGAGAUCAGGAGCUUGCAGCAGCAGCUGCCGCUGCUGGAGGUGGAGGAAAACAUCGGGAACGUGAUGAGCAACGCCACCUCGGUGCUGGCCGACUGCCAGAAGCCGGUCACCGACUUGGAUGGGCUCAGGUGGAGCGUGUGUGCCCUCCUGUGCUGCCUGGUGCUGCUGGUGGUGCUCUGCAACCUCCUGGGGCUGCUGCUGGGGCCCCUGGGGCUGAAGGAAAGCGCCCUGCCCACGCAGCGCAGCUGCCUCUCCAACACCGGCGGGGACUUCUUCAUGGCAGGCGUCGGCUUCAGCUUCAUCUUCUCCUGGCUGCUGAUGCUGGUGGUGCUGCUCACCUUCUUGCUGGGGGGGAACUCCUACAUGCUCAUCUGCGAGUCCUGGCGCAGCCAGCAGCUCUUCCAGCUCGUGGAUACCCCCGGCCUCAUACCUGGCUUCAACUUGUCGGAGGUGCUGGGAGACGAGAGCGGCACCGUGAACUUCUCGCAGAUAUACAGGCAGUGCCAGCAGGACACUGCCCUGUGGCAGACGCUGCACCUGGACCAGAGGGUGUCCCUGGACGAGCUUUUGAACAUCAGCCAGUACACGGAGGAGAUCUCUGCAGCCUUCGAGGAGGUGAACAUCACCCUGAGCCCCAUCUCCCUGCUCAAUGAGAGCCAGGGGGACCUGCUGCUGAACGCCAGCCGGGCUGCGCAGCCCCCCAACUUCACCCGCACCCUGGAGCAGCUGGAGCAGAAUGUGACCCUGGUAAGCCUCCAGGAUCUGGCCGCGGAGCUGGAGCAGCUGGUGGACAAAGCGGGCACGGACGUGAGAGACGACCUGCAGGCUGACGCUGCCGUGCUGAAGGAGCUGGACAGGGAGAUGCAGGCGAGCUUCUCGGGGCCGCUGGAAAGCCUGAAGGAGAACAUCUACCUGGCGCAGAGCCGGGCUGCCCAGCUCGAGGCACAGACGAAAACCACGCUGGACCAAGCCAAGGAGACCCAGGACUUCCUGGGGAGGGAGAUGGUGAACAUCAUCAAGAACGAGACGUGGGCCUUCCUGGAGGAGAUGCUGGAUUUCUUCAACACCUACAUUGCCUGGGCCAAGAGCAGCCUGAGGACAGACGUGGCACGCUGCAAGCCCAUAGCGCAGACCCUGGAUAACGUGGAGGCCAUUGCCUGUGACUACCUCCUGGACUCUCUGAACGCCUUCUGGUUCAGCCUGGGCUGGUGCACCGUCUUCCUGCUGCCCAGCAUCGUCCUGGCCGUGAGGCUCGCCAAGUUUUACCGCCGCAUGCACAUCGCCGACGUCUACAGGAACGAAGCUGUGGAGAUAGGACCCGCGUACAACCUGUACAGAAUCCCCCGGCCAUCCACGAGGCAUUAGCCCCCGUCACCGUGGCACACAGGACACGGAACACGACAGCACCGGCCGCUGCACCUUCCCCCUGGGUACCGGGGAACGGGCUCGGACCCCUGCUUCUGGACCUCCCUGCCCCAUUCCCCAAAGUGCAAUGAUGCGCUGCAGCUGGAUAACGUGUGAAACAGGGGGUCUGCCCCUCGUGGUGCCCCAGCUGAGACUUUGACACCCCCCAUCGCCAGCCCAGGGUGGUGGCAGGGAAGAGGACGAGGCAGCCGAACAUCUCCCACGGGGCUUGUCCCAGCCGUGUCCCGGUGCCGUGCCGGACCACCAGCC